Molecule: messenger RNA, 2875 nt
Organism: Phyllopteryx taeniolatus (common seadragon)
Lineage: Eukaryota; Metazoa; Chordata; Actinopteri; Syngnathiformes; Syngnathidae
Gene: scp2b
Product: sterol carrier protein 2b
Exons: 4
Coding region: 465-959 (164 amino acids)
Cellular component (GO): cytosol
Source: RefSeq, a predicted model, not a curated record
GAGCAUGCGCAUUAGAACUUGUUUCUGACUAGGCUAAUGGCUAAACUAGUAAAUUGACAUUUAUUAGAUAAUAUUCACGACACAAUACUUUUUUCACGGUAUGUGUACACAUAUUUAUUGACGAUAUGUUUACAUACUAAUUAUUAGUGUUAAAUCAAUUCAUGGAUUUAUAAUCGAUCGAGUUCGAUCAUUUCAACAAGGAACGUGUACACAACGUCAUGACUCCGUCACAAACAUUGUUGUGUCGUUUUAAGAUUACUGUAAUGUAACAAUGUAAGGCCGGAACGUCUGAAAUUGAAAUCUUAGGGUUAAAAUAGAACUUACUCUGACAUCGACUAUUCGAGUCUGAACAGAAAGGAGGCAACCCGGAAGUGCAGUUCAAGAGCAGCAAAGUUCGCUGACACCUGUACAGGCCAUUUACUAACUCUUCUUCUUGCCAGUGUUACCUCGUUCUUCUUGACAACAUGCCCGAAAGACACACACCAAGGAUUGUGGCUGCCAGGAGCAGCGCCAGUGACAACCUGGAGGGCUUCAAAGCGCACGCCGUGUUCCAGGAGAUCAACAAGAAGCUGCAGCAGGUGAGAAGGUGGAAGAGGUCAAAGGUCGUUCCAAGGUUGCUCCAGGGUUCCAAGGUGCGUGCGAUGUUUGCGCAGGACGGCGACGCGUUCGUGAAGAAGAUCGGCGGCGUGUUUGCGUUCAAGGUGAAGGACGGUCCGGGCGGUAAGGAGGCCACGUGGUUCGUCGACGUCAAGAACGGCAGCGGCUGCGUGCACAACGACACGGCCAAGAAAGCAGACUGCACCAUCGCCAUGUCCGACUCGGACCUGCUGGCCUUGAUGACAGGAAAGAUGAAUCCACAGACGGCCUUCUUCCAGGGCAAGCUGAAGAUCACCGGCAACAUGGGCCUGGCCAUGAAGCUCCAGAACCUUCAGCUGCAGCCGGCCAAGGCCAAGCUGUAGACGCCCGGCGGGGUCACCCGGAGGCGGAGGCGGGGGCGGAGGCGCGGGAGUCCGCUCACACGACUCGAAGCGACCGAUUUUAGGACUUGGGACUUGCUCGGAUCGGAAGUAGGAAAUACUCGCCUUGACUUUGACUUAAAGUUAUGUGACUUGGCAAGUGUUGCCUGUUACAUUUGGAAAAUGUGCAUAACGAUUCAAUAUCCAAGUGUACCUUCUGUUUUGUUUUUGAAAGAAAAGUUAUUUUUUGUGAGCUUUGCAGCUACGAUGCAAAGUGCAGACGCAAGUAGUAAUUACUUUUUAAUUUGAAUUCAACUGUGAUUUAUUUUUAUUUUUUUUGGGGGGGGGGGAUCAAAAUGGGAUUAAGAGAGAGGCAAUAUGCAUGCGAGGUUUGCAAGUCAAAGAUAAGAGACGGACUCCAAUGACAUUUCACUUCAUUGGUGACUAUAAAAGCCAUAAAGACACAUGAGCUACAUUUAACAUCACAGUUGAUCAGUUAUGCUUUUAUUUGGCAAGACAAAGUAAUAAACAAUACCAAGGCUGUUUUGGGAGCAUGUUAGUCCAACUAACUAAUUAACGAACACAAGUACAGAUGGCUAAUGAACGAAUACAGUCGUCCCUCACCAGAUCGGGGUUCACUUUUUGACUUUUUUCCAUGUGGUGGAUCUUGAGCUGUACCGCAGAAUUUUGUGGCAUCCAUUUUGUCACUGCAGGCAAAGCGGCGCAAUCAGCCCCGGCCGGCAAGGAGGAAAUUGUGUGUAAAAGGCAGAGAAUGGCCAACGUGUGGGAUCAUUUUACAGUGCAAUGUGUGUGCCGCGGAGCGGAGCUGCUUCACACAAGUGCGUGUCUACGGUAAAGUAAGCGCGGUCGGCUCCUUGAACAUGCGUAGCCUACCACCGCUAGUUGGAACUAGCAUAAGAGGGCUCGACAGCAACAUGAUUUGCUCGCGCUCUUUCUUGGGUUGUUACAGCAUGACCACGCAAGUGCUGACUGGACUCCACUUGCCUUGUGUGACUUUUUUCUUUCUCUUUUUUCCCAGUUCGGACUAGAGACUCCCUCGAGACUUCCUCCCACCUCUGGCGGGAAGGGCCUCAAAGAUGGAGUCCAACACGUGUUUUACAUUUAGCGCGGCGUACUCAUUUACAUCCUUUUUCCACCUUUAAUCAUCUGAAGUCUUUUCUGUUCAUUUGGCCAACAUGGGCGCUGUUGCCUUAUCUUUUUUUUUUUUUUUUUUUUAAGCUCGCACUCAAUGAGGGUAAAGAACUCUGUGAAUUUUGAGCCGUUUAACUUGUAGGACCUUAAAUGCGGACGUCUGCGUCGCGUCGGUGCGUGACGGAAGCUUCCGGACUGCCGCGUUGACCCACUUUUCUGCUCGGCGCUCAGGCUGGGAUUACUCUGGCCGGAGCCCGCCGGGGAUGCGCGGGAUUGAUGUCAUCCCCCUUGUGUGCGCGUGUGCACAAGACACACUGGAACAUGUUGACGUCCCCGCACGAACAAGGUCACCUACAGGUUUUCGGAUUUGAUUUGGAAACCGCAGCGGUCUGAAAGUGUUGUUCGGGUCGUUUUUGUUGCAAUAUCACACUCUGCUCUAUCUGUGACGUGGCCUCCGGUUACGCUGACGACGGACAGCAAAGAUGCAAAAAAUGUUUUUUUAGGAUCCAAGAAAUGGUUUUUAGGGUUGACUUGGGACAUUUAAGUGUUUGUUUGUUUUUCAUAGAAAAAAAUUCUGAUGGAUCAAACUGUCUACAAUCUAAUCUUACAAUGUCUAGCUACAGUUCAUUCAUUAUUCAUUUUAAUAAAGUGCUCUGUGAAAUAGGAGUCAAGGCUAACAAACAGUGAUUGAUUGUUUUUAAGAUGAUCAACAAUUCCCUGUAAGAUUAAAAUAGUAAUGGUGACAAUAAAGUUUGUCUUUCAAACAA